AUGCAUUUUCCUGGGAAGUGGAGAAGAUGGGUUAUGGGUCUUGUUGAGUCGGCUAAAUCCUCGGUCCUUGUUAAUGGUGCUCCUACGUUCGAAUUCAAGUAUUCAAAAGGGAUAAGACAAGGCGAUCUUAUGUUGCCUUUUUUGUUUCUCAUUGGGAUGGAUGCUUUUUCGGUGAUGAUGAAGAAGGCUAUUGCCGAGGGGAUCUUCAAGGGAUUUGUAGCUCCGAAUGGGGGCCCAAGUGUUUCUUGCUUAUUGUUUGCCAAUGACUCUCUUAUUUUAGGGGAGUGGUCCGACUCGAGCGCUACCAACCUGUUAAGGUUGUUGAGAUGCUUUAACAUAAUGUCGAGCCUUAACAUUAACUAUAAUAAUUCAAGCCUUAUUGGGGUAGGAGUCAACGAAAUGGAGGUGGUUUCUAUGGCUAACAAGAUUAAUCGUAGAAUAGGAAAGACCUCUUUUCUUAAUAUUGGGCUUAAAGUUGGUGCAAAUAUGAAUCGUAUUAGUUGUUGGCAACCGACUAUAGACGUCUUUGAUUCUAGGUUGGCGACUUGGAAAGCUUCGUCGCUAUCAUUGGGGGAAGACUCAUGA
Helianthus annuus (common sunflower) is the source of this 585-nucleotide messenger RNA. RefSeq lists its product as uncharacterized. Lineage: Eukaryota; Viridiplantae; Streptophyta; Magnoliopsida; Asterales; Asteraceae. Bases 1 to 585 code for a protein of 194 amino acids. The record is from RefSeq and is a predicted model, not a curated record. The transcript has a single exon.